This is a messenger RNA of Cooperia oncophora, 185 nucleotides long. NCBI's taxonomy places the organism in Eukaryota, Metazoa, Nematoda, Chromadorea, Rhabditida, Trichostrongylidae. The record is from the annotation of a GenBank genome assembly.
AUGCUUCUGAGUGAUUGUAAGCAAUACUUCAACACUGAGGAUUUGUAUGAGAUCCUACGCGUCGACAGGACAGCAACAGUAUCCCAAAUCAAGAAGGCUUAUUAUAAGCAGUCCAUGAAAUGGCAUCCCGAUAAGGCUGAUUCUGCUGAAGACGCAGCGAAGGAUGCUACCGCAAAAUUUCAGAU